Pecten maximus is the source of this 2045-nucleotide messenger RNA. Its product is annotated as chitinase-3-like protein 1. The transcript has 12 exons. The record is from RefSeq and is a predicted model, not a curated record. Lineage: Eukaryota; Metazoa; Mollusca; Bivalvia; Pectinida; Pectinidae. Gene Ontology annotation, molecular function: chitin binding; chitinase activity. Gene Ontology annotation, cellular component: extracellular region. Gene Ontology annotation, biological process: chitin catabolic process; carbohydrate metabolic process. Bases 102 to 1997 code for a protein of 631 amino acids.
ACGUGUAGGCGCUGAUAACGAUAAAUGAACAGUGACAGACAGGGAGGGAACAUAAAACGGUCACCAAAUAUCAGUGCUUCCUAAAGAGAACGUCAGAAACCAUGCUACGACUCCUGUGUCUGUUGGCAGUAUUGACAGUGCCUAUAGGCGCCUAUCGCCGCGUUUGUUACCAUACUAACUGGUCACAGUACAGACAAAAGCCAGGUAAAUUCUUUCCAGAAAACAUCGACGCUUCUCUAUGUACACAUAUCGUCUAUGCAUUUGCAAACCUCAACGGAAAUCACUUGAAGGCCUACGAGUGGAACGACGAAAGUACUCCGUGGUCAAAAGGCUUGUACGAGCGGUUUAAUAACCUCAAACAACAGAACCCAUCAUUGAAGACUCUACUAGCGGUAGGAGGCUGGAGUAUGGGGACAGCACCCUUUACCAGGAUGGUAUCUACCGAUGCAAAUCGACGAGACUUUGCUACAGAUACAGUCACAUUCCUGCGGAAACACAAUUUUGACGGCCUUGACCUUGACUGGGAAUAUCCAGCCAACAGAGGAAGUCCUCCCCAAGACAAACAAAACUUCGUUGAUCUCGUCAAGACAAUACGUCAGACUUUCAAUGCUGAUGCCGCUGCGUCUGGUCAGACGCGACUUUUGUUGACCGCUGCUGUGGGUGCAGGCAAGGCGAAGAUCGACUCGGGUUACGAUAUCCCCCAGCUAAUCAAGUAUCUUGAUAUGAUGAACUUGAUGACCUAUGACCUCCAUGGCGCGUUCGAAGACCACACCGGUCACAACAGUCCACUAAAAGCAAGCCCAACGGAAACGGGCAAUGACGCCACCCUGAAUAUGGAAUGGGCUGCCCAUGAAUAUGUAAGAAAAGGAGUACCGAAGAGCAUGCUGAACAUCGGAAUGGCUCUGUACGGCCGUUCUUUUACACUGAAGGAUCCUAACAACAAUGGUGUAAAUGCGCCAGCUCGGGGAGGAGGCAAUGCCGGGCACUACACAAUGGAAGCAGGCUUCUUGGCUUACUAUGAGAUCUGUAAAAUGAUCCCCAAUUCCCAGAAACACAUCAUACAGGGGCAGGAAGUACCUUACAUUGUCCAGGGCAACCAAUGGGUAGGCUAUGAUGACCAGCAAAGUCUCAUUAAAAAGGUAGACUUCGUGAAACAGGAGCAGUUUGGUGGUGUUAUGGUUUGGGAUCUAUCUUUAGACGAUUUCAGUGGAUCAUGUGGACAAGGAAAGUAUCCUCUUUUGACCGCAAUUAAUGACGAAUUGGCAGGGUCAGGAGUUAUCAUCACCGGCCCACAGACACAUGCACCCGUGACCACUCGGCCAACAGUUGCAACGCUGUCACCCGUUCAUACCACACCAGUGGCUGUUAUACCCCAAACAAAUACUCCUGUCCAUGUCACUUCCGGCCCUCAGACAACAACAUCCGCUCCUCAUACAGUCUCCACCUCAAACAACUUCAAAUGUUCAGGAAGAAAUCCCAGUUUUUACCCUAGUCCCAGUGACUGUUCAAAGUACUUUAUCUGCGCCGGUGGGUCAGCAUUUGAAGUAGCAUGCACACCAGGACUUUUGUUUAACCCGUCCACCUCAUUUUGUGACUGGCCAAGAAAUGUUCACUGUAAUAUAAGUCAGCCACCUUCUUCACAACCACCGGCAGUGACACAGAAGCCGGUCAUUUCAACGAUGUCUCCCAUUACAAACUCACCAUCAACGAGCAUGCCGCUCCAAACAUCACAACCAGUUGUCACUCCACAGCCAACAAACGCACCAAUUACUGGCUCGCAAACUACAAAAACACCAGCAAAACUCAACAUCAACAGUGUAUGUGUUGGAAAAACCGACGGGUACUUUCUCGAUCCACAAGACUGUAAGUUUUUCUACCAAUGUUCAUUCGGCCUAGCUUUCCGACAGCCGUGUCCUCCAGGUCUCAGUUUCAACGUGAACAUUCAGGCAUGUGACUUCAGAAGCAAAGUGCCCAGCUGUGCGCACUAUGUUGGCUAAAAAGAAGUGAUUGUGUUGAUUAUUAAAGUUUCUUUUUAAUAUGACCAA